This is a messenger RNA of Branchiostoma floridae (Florida lancelet), 883 nucleotides long. RefSeq lists its product as uncharacterized. The transcript is spliced from 4 exons. Bases 18 to 623 code for a protein of 201 amino acids. Gene Ontology annotation, molecular function: FMN binding. The record is from RefSeq and is a predicted model, not a curated record. NCBI's taxonomy places the organism in Eukaryota, Metazoa, Chordata, Leptocardii, Amphioxiformes, Branchiostomatidae.
GCUUGGACGUUGACUCGAUGGAUAUGACCCAGAGCUAUGACAUCCUGACCUCCUCCCUCAAGCCGCGCCCCAUCGCCGUCAUCAGUACCUGCUCACCGGAGGGGUGCAACAACCUGGCGCCUCUCAGCUUCUGUAUGCCGGUCACCAGCGACCCGGCCAGUCUGGCUUUCUCUGUCACAUGGAAGCGCGACGGCAGUCCGAAGGACACUCUUACCAAUAUCCUAUCCACCCAGCACUUUGUCGUCAACCAUACCAGCCUACCUAUUAUGCCAAAGGUGUACGUUGCGUCCCAGGAGUUCGGCCCCGAUGUGGACGAGUUUGAAGAGGCGGGCCUGACGCCCGUCCCGUCCGUGUGCGGACCCGCCCCACACGUGCUGGAGUCGCCGGUCUCUCUGGAGUGCAGACUGCUCCACACGCUUCCUGUGGGGGAGAAGAGGCACGGAGGGACAACCGUCGUCUUUGGGCAGCUAGUCCAUGUCCACAUCUCGGAGUGCUGUCUCGGCCCUGACGGGAUCCGCUCCGACAGGCUGCAGUCCGUGUCCCGUCUGGGGGGCAUGAGCUACGGUAUCGACGAGAAAACAUUCAACAUCGUCAACGAGAUAUGGGAUAGGAAAAAGUGGUGAUUGUAACAGACACAACCUGUGUUACACAGUCGCUUGUUGUCAGGGUCUGAUUGGCCAAUUCAACAUCGUCAACAAGAUAUGGGAUAGGAAAAAGUGAUGAUUGUAACAGACACAACCUGUGUUACACAGUCGCUUGUUGUCAGGGUCUGAUCGGCCAAUUCAACAUCAUCAACAAGAUAUGGGAUAGGAAAAAGUGGUGAUUGUAACAGACACAACCUGUGUUACACAGUCGCUUGUUGUCAGGGUCUGAUUGGGCCAAU